Messenger RNA from Fusarium subglutinans, 1689 nucleotides. RefSeq lists its product as uncharacterized. The record is from RefSeq and is a predicted model, not a curated record. The transcript has 2 exons. Lineage: Eukaryota; Fungi; Ascomycota; Sordariomycetes; Hypocreales; Nectriaceae. Gene Ontology annotation, cellular component: nucleus. Bases 1 to 1689 code for a protein of 562 amino acids. Gene Ontology annotation, molecular function: zinc ion binding; DNA-binding transcription factor activity, RNA polymerase II-specific; RNA polymerase II cis-regulatory region sequence-specific DNA binding. Gene Ontology annotation, biological process: positive regulation of transcription from RNA polymerase II promoter by galactose; DNA-templated transcription.
AUGGAAUACUCCCCAGCAACUGAGGACGGAACCACGCCCCGUAUAUCUGUGGCUGAUGGCGGCGUCACCUUGAAUGAAACAGCGCGUCAGCCCGCGCAAACCAGUAUUAACCCAGGUGCCUCGCUGCAAAGUCCUGCAAACACCGAAAGAUCACCUACAGCUCGCCGCUCAAGUUUUGUUGAUACCUUCAGCUUAGCAAGAUCAUGCCUCGAAGCUAAUGGCAUCGUGGACCAAGUUGAGAAGCAAGUCCAAGGUUCAACGAGUAAACCAUGCUUGACAUUAGAACAAACCCUUGCUUCUGCAGGUGACGACUGCUUGAAACCAAUCCUGGAGCUGGGUUACGAGAAAGCUCGAAACCUGUUCAUCACCUUUGCGGAAACCAUUUAUCCGAUUUAUCCAUGUGUUGAUCUGCACUCGACAGAACUGGUUUUGGAUGCAGUCUUCGGGCGAUCAGCGAGCCAUACCUCACAACCGACAUCGAUCAACCUGACGAAAAUAGAUGUUCUUAAAACCCUUCUCGGGCUAACUCUGCUUAUUGAAGAUGAUAGCGUAAGCCCUUUGGCACGGCACCUUCAACGCUACGUCGAUUGGUCAGUGGAAAAGGCUUUGAUGAGCAGAGGCCCAACUAUUGGCGAUGUGGUCAUGGCUACUUUGAUGGCAUGGCGACUCGUCAGUCUAGCAUCGAGAACAUGUUUCGAACUGGGUCUUCAUCGAGCGCCAGAAGAAGCGCCGCAGACCGCCGAAGUUCCUGGUUCUUUCUCCCCGCGACAAUUAUUCUGCUGUGUAUACGUACUAGACAGGACGUUUUCUUUCGCAACUGACCUUCCUCAUACUACCAAGGACGAAGACAUAGACGAGAAAUGCUUUGAUCUUGUGAGUCACAGUCGACCUGGACCCGUAGGUUUACUCCUUCUGACUCACAACAAGGGAACAUCAGCUCCAUUCCUGGUCGUAAACAUGGAAUACACACGCCUCAACUCGAAGAUCCUAGGACUGCUAAAAGCUUCAAGCAAGAGCGCUGUAGAGGGCCGCCAACAAAAAGAGUACGUUGAUUUUAAGAUACAGCGGCUACGCGAUCAAUUCCGUGACCUCACGGCAGCAGCCCGAUCUACAGCUUUACCUAGUCACCCUUGGUAUCCUCUCCAGAACGAAGUCCUUAUGAAUGACCUAGAAACAUUUCUAGAAAUACGCAUCUGUCACUCUCGAAUACUACUACGCAAACCUCUCCUUCACUCCUACAAAGGCGAUCGCGACAAGACAGCAGCUGCAGCAGUCUGUAUCCAGUGCGCCAAAGCGACCAUAUUUCUAUGCUCCGGCGUAAUCAACAAGGCAGUGCCUUUGAAGUUUCUUCGAACCUCGUACGAGUACUUUACCGUGUCGUCACUGGCUAUAAUCCUGCUGGUCGUUUCUCAAGAUCCAGAAACCUACGGGCCAGAGAGUAGAGACGCAUUCCAAGAAGCGAUCAGAGUACUUCAGGUAUCCAAGUGUCGAAACUUUGCAUGUGGGAAUUUGUCCUUUACUUUUGAGCAACUUAUUAGGAUUGGGGAGCGGCUUCACAUGCCUAAAGAUAGCAACACGCCGCUGUUACAAGACUUUGGAGAUAUCGAUAUGGGGCAGCUCUUGGAGGAUCCACAAUGUGGUGAAUUGGGUAAGUUAAUGGCAUCCGAAAGCGUGAUAGAGAUGAAUUAA